AUGAGCAUAAAAGAUCUCACACAGGUGAAAAACCAUAUUUCUGUCAUGUGUGCGGGAAAUGUUUUUCACAAAAGUCUAAUCUUAAAACACACCAAAGGCUUCACACAGCUGAGAAGCCAUAUUCCUGUCCUGAGUGCGGGAAAUGUUUCCAUUAUAAAUCCAAACUUGAUGAUCAUAAAAAGAUCUCACACAGGAGAGAAGCCACAUUCUUGCCCUGAGUGUGGGAAAUGUUUUUCAGCUAAGUCCAAUCUUUACACACAUCAGAGAUCUCACACGAGAUGUUUUUCAGAGAAGUCCAAUCUUCACAAACAUCUGAGAUCUCACACAAGGGAAAAGCCAUUUUCCUGUUUUGAGUGUGGGAAAUGUUUUUCAGUGAAGUCCAGUCUUCACAACCAUGAGAGAAUGCACACUGGGGAGACGCCGUUUUCCUGUUCUGAGUGUGGGAAAUGUUUUUCACUGAAGUCCAGUCUUCACAAACAUCUGAGAAUGCACACAGAAUGUUUUUCACAGCAGUCCAGUCUUUGCAGACAUCAGAGAUCUCACACGGGGAAGAUGCCAUUUUCCUGUUCUGAGUGUGGGAAAUGUUUUGUACAAAAAUCAGAUCUUGUCAAACAUCAGAGGUCUCACACGGGUGAAAAACCAUACUCAUGUCCUGAGUGCGGGAAAUGUUUUUCAGCUAAGUCUAGUAUUUAUAAUCAUCAGAGACUGCACAAGGGAAUGAAGCCAUAUUCCUGCUCUGAGUGUGGGAAAUGUUUUGUACAAAAAUCAAAACUUGUUGUACAUCAAAGAGGUCACACAGGGGAAAAGCCGUAUUCCUGUCCUGAGUGUGGGAAAUGUUUUUCAGACAAGUCUAUUCUUUACAGACAUCAGAGAUCUCACGCUGGGGAGAAGCCACUUUCCUGUCCUGAGUGCGGAAAAUGUUUUGUAUACAAAUCAGGACUUGUUAUACAUCAGAGAUGUCACACAGGGGAAAAGCCGUAUUCCUGUCCUGAGUGCGGGAAAUGUUUUUCAGACAAGUCCAGUUUUUACAGACAUCAGAGAUCUCACACGGGGAAGAAGCCACUUUCCUGUCCUAAGUGA
Messenger RNA from Staurois parvus, 1080 nucleotides. The record is from the annotation of a GenBank genome assembly. Lineage: Eukaryota; Metazoa; Chordata; Amphibia; Anura; Ranidae.